ACUCAUGCAGCUGAUCUUCUUGCACGCCGACUGACAAGUACGGUAGCUCUUUCUUUAGCUUCAUUUCCAACAUUUCAUUCACUUAUUAUAUUUAUUUUUUUUAGAGAACAGCGUUUUGCACAAAUGGAGAUCCUGUGGAAUAUUCUUGUUAAUGUUUUUUACUGACUUUAUUCAGACUUUGCACAAAGCUUUUCUGUUGGUUCAUCCUUCUAAGGAGCUGUCACAAUGGAUAAUAUAAAGCCCAAGCUGAAAGUGCUGAAGAAGCGUCGCUCUAGUCUUUUUGCAACCAUAAAACGGGAAGUCAGCUUUUCACAAAGUGGUGAAGAAGAUGGGCAAGAAUUUCCUUUUUCACAGGACAGCUCAGUGAAACCAUGGACAUCUAUGGACAACCUUGAUGCUAGUGCUCAGCAAAGCACAAAGAAAAAAGACAAGAAAAAAAAUGCAUUAAAUCCAAGGAAAUCAAACAUAGUCAACCUCAAUGUGGGUGGAAAAGUGUUUCACAUCCCCAAGCAUUUGGUUCUUCGACACCCAAAAACCAGGAUUGGAGUCCUUGCUCUCUGUGAUGAUCCGGUUAAGCGUCUGACGCUCUGUGACGAUUACAACGUCCACAACAAUGAGUUCUUCUUUGACAGGGACCCAAUGUUUUUCCAUUACAUUUUCCACUUCUAUUGCAGUAAUGUCCUGUGGGUGAUGGAUAGUCUUUGUCCUGUCAACUUUGAGGAGGAGAUGUCAUUCUGGGGGCUCAAACUGAAGGACACUCCAAGGUGUUGCCGCAUUCUGUUUGAGGAGAAAGUGGAUGACAUCCGAGACCAACUGAAGGUCAACAAGGAGCUAAUUGAUGAGAUUAAGCCUCAUCAGGAUGAUGAGGGCUACAAGAACAUGUUUCUUGGAACUUUCCGAAAGGCCCUCUGGGAUUUGAUGGAGAAUCCCUACUCCUCACUGUCAGCUAAAACCUUUGCUGUGUUUUCCAGUCUUUUUGUGCUCAUCUCUAUUGUGGCCAUGACCUUAAAUACAGUCAAAGAACUUAGGAAGUACAAACUUGGAGGUAAAACCUACAUGGAGUGGGUAGAGGUAGCCUCCAUUCUUUUCUUCACAUUGGAGUACUUUUUGCGGUUGCUCACCACAUCCGACAUCAAACAUUUUGUGAAGAGUGCCCUCAACUUUGUCGAUAUAGUGGCUGUCAUGCCUUACUUCAUCCAGAUCCUUUUUGAGACAUUUGUUGUAGAUACAGAGGACAUAAAUGCACAGGAAGAUUUGAAGACAAUGGCAAGAGUCAGUAAAGUCAGCAAAGUGCUUAAGGUUGUCAAGCUGAUGCGCAUCUUCCGUAUCCUUAAGCUUGCCCGUCACUCCACAGGCAUGAGGGCGUUUGGUUUCACUAUCCGCCAGUGCUCUGAACAGGUGUGCUGUCUGUUUCUGUUCAUCGCUAUGGGCAUCUUCACCUUCUCAGCUCUGAUGCACUCUGUUGAGGUGGAUCAGCCUGGGACACCUUUCAGCAGUAUACCGGACGCCUGGUGGUGGGCUGCAGUGAGCAUCUCCACUGUGGGCUAUGGAGACGUCGUCCCCAUCUCCUAUCUCGGCCGCUGUGUGGCUUUCGGCUGCAUCUCCUUUGGCAUCAUCCUCAACGGCAUGCCCAUCUCCAUUCUGUUCAACAAGUUCUCCGACUACUACGCCAAACUGAAGGAGCAGGAAUACAACAUUUCAAACACUGAGCGCACCUUCCAGCUCAGGAAACGGCUGAGACGUAAGUUUGACAGCUGCUUCGAACCCCCAGAGGACUCCGAUGAUGAGAUCCACUAUCGACCGAGUGGAAGGCAAUAUUAUGACGAUGAGGAUGAAUGAGAGAAGCUGCCUAGUUGUGAUCUCGGUAACCCUAAAUGGCCUUAUCACCCAGGGGUCUACAGAGAAUGAGACCCUGAUCUGCCUGCAGCCCUGAGCUUGUGUGACUUAACAUAAACAAUCUAAAGGGGUAAAAGGAGGCAGCAGCAAGUUGAGAUAAGCUCUAAGCCUCAGCUUUGCAGUAGGUGCUGUUUGCAUGCUACGGGGGAUGAUGAUUUCUCUGUCAAAUGGACAAGGUGCUCACAGUGGAUGGCUUGUUAUCUGUUUCCAGGAAAAGCAUCUAGAUAAAUAGAUGUUUGAAGCAAGGAGGUCAAGUCGUAACAUUAACAAUGAAGCAAUGUUACACUUAGAUCACCUUAAAGGAAGCUUGCUUUCAAUGGAAGUGCUAUUAAUGAACUAUUUUGGACAUCUACAUGGUCUCUUACAUUUUAUUUUAAAUGCUCAGAACAAUGAACAGUGUAACUUCUAACAUAAAGUUUGGCCAAUACAAGCUUUUCCUGGUGGAUUGUAGUCAUCAUAUUACAAUUAGGUGAAAGAAAUGUAUAAGCAACCUGUCAUUUACUUGUAUGUGCAUCUGAGUUCAGCAUCAUCAGUGCAAAGCUCUUCCAUGUGCCAUGCAUUCUCUGUCAGCAAUGUUCUUGCUGGGUUUUUUUUUGGUUUGUCCAGUCUCUCAGCAUGUUCUUGAAGGCACCUAAGUAGAGCAAGAAGUGCAGCAGAGGGGUGUGGCACUAGCGAUCAAGAGCCACGGGGUAAUUUUGCUGUCAAGGAUUACCAGGAUUUGCGCUUCCUGCCCGGUCAGACAAGGGUAAAAAGUCAAUCAUGUACUCUGCUAUUUUGGUGGCACAGAGAAUCUGAUCAGGUGCAGACAAUCGGGUUCUAUUUUAACAGUUACAAGCUGCUUUAAUGGAUGAUUUGCCUCUGACAGACAAUAUAUUCCAGCAACUGGGAGGAUUUUUUAUUCUUAGUUAUACCUGAGCAACGCUGCUUAUUAUUGUCAUCCAGCGUCUCAGUAUUUGGGAGGAUCUCUGCAGGGAGAGGGAAUGUUCUUGACCUUCAGAUAUCAGGCCCUGUGGUCAGAACGUCCUUGUACUUUGCUGCAAGCUGAGUUGAGCUGUCAUUAAACCAGUUCUCGUCUGUGGCACGCGGUGUCCAGAGUUAUAUUAAGCAAAUGUAUUAUCUCAUCCUGGGCAUAUUUAACAAGCUCUGCUGGCCAGUAGGGCUGGACAAGGGUAGGUUUAUUUAACUAGGUCUACUCAAUAUUGUUCUGUUGGCUGCACUGACUUUAAAUGAAAGAGAAACGACAGCGAGUUCUGAUGCCAGGAUCUACCACUGAUGUACUGUACUGGUGAUUUGCUGUGCCUCCGAUCAUGAAAAACACCUGCAGUGUACAGUACACCUCCACUUCACCCAUAUGAAACACAACGAGAGACAGUUGUAAAGAUGUUCAGUGUAAUCAGAGGUGAACCAUUAGUAAAAUGUUACUACUGUUUCUUUCUUUGAAGUUUGUGCAAGUGCAAAUAUAACCGUUGGAGAACAAUAAUUUUUUUUUCCAGUAGUGACAGAUGCGUCCAAUUUAUGUUUACAUUUUUCCUGUAACAGCGAUGAUAUUUUAUUAAUGACUGUUAUCAUUUGUAAUUUGACAGCUCUCUUGCAUGGAUAUAAUUGUAGGAACAUGCGAAAUGGGUGAAAAAAAGAAUAUAUGAUGAUACAUAUUGCAUUUCACAGGCUUUAUUUCACUAAAUUUCAUUUAUUCUUUCUCACAGAUGAGCAAGUCUAUUACACAGUUGUGGUAAAAAAUUGAUUUUCCUCAUGCAAAAACAGUAGAAUAUUUAAUUUCUGUGUUUUUCUUGCUUGCAUAUAACAUCACAGCAAAAAAAAUUGCAAAUACAGCACAGUCUGGAAAACAUAAAGCACAACUCUUAUCAUAGUUUACCACUCUUCAGAUACUUCAAUAAUGAAAAAAAUGAGAAAGAGUAUUUCUUGGUCAAUAAAAUGUUUCUCGUCUGCA
Molecule: messenger RNA, 3844 nt
Organism: Amphiprion ocellaris (clown anemonefish)
Lineage: Eukaryota; Metazoa; Chordata; Actinopteri; Pomacentridae
Product: potassium voltage-gated channel subfamily V member 2
Exons: 4
Coding region: 226-1839 (537 amino acids)
Biological process (GO): protein homooligomerization; potassium ion transmembrane transport
Cellular component (GO): membrane; voltage-gated potassium channel complex
Molecular function (GO): delayed rectifier potassium channel activity
Source: RefSeq, a predicted model, not a curated record